Messenger RNA from Ostertagia ostertagi, 642 nucleotides. The record is from the annotation of a GenBank genome assembly. Lineage: Eukaryota; Metazoa; Nematoda; Chromadorea; Rhabditida; Trichostrongylidae.
AUGAAUCUCGAAGACAUGCCUGAUAGUGAAAUACGUGAGCGUCUUAUCGCUUUGGGUCAGAAUGUUGGUCCAUUAACACCAACUACAAGAGGAGUCCACAUAAAGAAGCUACGCAACUUAUUGGCCAUGCAAGGAGAGAACGCAGCCGUUUACGAACCGACGCCACCUCCAUCUUAUAGCAGUGGGGAUGGUACAAAUCAGCUGGAAAUUUUUGACAGCGAGCCAAUCAUCGAGGAUGAACCUGUACUAACACAUCUUCGUGCUCCUCGUGAGAUGUCGGAGACGCCUCGUGCUUCCAAGGUUGCAGGCUCACAAUCUAUGAAUCCAGCGGUGGUUGACGAUGGUUCCGAUGGAGAAAUGGGUGGUUCGGAAUCGGUGCGAUAUUUGUCGCCGGAAGAAAUUAUGUUGCAGACGAACCACAAUAGGACCAGCCCCGUCUCUAGUGUUAUUGAGAAGAAUAGCUUUUGGAAGCGUUCGCCAUAUCUUCCUGUUCUUCAUCGCUUAUCCUGCUCGAUGGUGAGUCUAACCUCUUUCUGGGAACUGACGCCGCCUUUGCUCGACGGCUUGGAUCGAUUGGACAAAUUGGUCAUUCUUGGAGUGAUUGUGUGGCUCUGGCGCUGUGUUUGUAUACUUCUUAUCUGA